AUGACGAUGACCCCCGAGCUCGAAGCCUUUGCGCGAGCCAUAUCGCGCGUACUGGGCUGGGCCUACUUCCUGUCGUGGUCCCUAUCCUUCUACCCGCAACCCAUAUCGAACUACCUCCGCAAAUCCACGCUCGGCCUCGCCAUCGACUUCCCCACCCUCAACGUCCUGGGCUUCACCUGCUACACUAUCUCCACCGCCUGUUUCCUCUACUCGCCAACGAUAAAAGCGCAAUAUGCGGCACGUCAUCCUGACGCACCGGAGACGACAGUGCGGUUCAACGAUUUCUUGUUUGCGGCACAUGGCGCGGUCAUGUGCGUGAUUAUAUAUAGUCAGUUCUUUGAGAGGAUAUGGGGCUUUGAGAUUGGCAAGAGGCAGAAGAUCUACACGCUCGGAUACGUCAAACUCCUCACCGUCUUCCUCAAGUAUAUACCCCAGGCCUGGGUCAAUUACAAGCGCAAGUCGACGUUAGGGUGGAGUAUAUACCCUAUGCUCCUAGACUUUGCGGGUGGCUGGCUUUCGCUCGCACAGUUGUGCAUUGAUUCUGCGCUGGAGAAUGAUUGGAGUGGUGUUACUGGUAAUCCAGUCAAGUUUGGACUGGGUAACAUCACUAUUGUGUUUGAUAUUAUCUUCAUGCUGCAGCAUUACGUGCUGUAUCGGCACCCGGGGAAGCAUAUUGAUGAUGAGGAUGAGGAAGAAAGGGAGGGGCUUGUACAGGGCCGGAGAGACUAG
This is a messenger RNA of Alternaria conjuncta, 729 nucleotides long. RefSeq lists its product as uncharacterized. Gene Ontology annotation, biological process: L-cystine transport. Lineage: Eukaryota; Fungi; Ascomycota; Dothideomycetes; Pleosporales; Pleosporaceae. The transcript has 3 exons. The record is from RefSeq and is a predicted model, not a curated record. Gene Ontology annotation, cellular component: vacuolar membrane; fungal-type vacuole. The coding region runs from base 1 to 729 and encodes 242 amino acids. Gene Ontology annotation, molecular function: L-cystine transmembrane transporter activity.